AUGGAUAUUAUGAGCUGGUUUGACUGGAAAUUAAUCAUGAUAGGUUAUGCCCGUGGACUGGUGAUCGUUUUCUCGACUGGAAGACCUCGACGGUUUGUUGGAAUGGUUGAAAAUGCAGAGAUAAAAGGCAUGCAGAAGGCUCAACAAGAUGCAUAUGAAAAGGAAAUUAGCGAGUUCAUGCAAAGAAACUCUGCCAGGUCUAUUAGAGCGUCUGCGUUGCCAAGUCCGUACGGUGAUUCUUCAACGACAGGAUUAUCAAGUAGAAGUAGUGGGUUGCCUCUAAAAUUCGACCAGAAGGAUCUUCGCGGUACUGAACAGAGUUAUGGUGCAAUAAUAGCCCAAAAGGGGAAUCCACCCAUAAUGCCAGCAGUAAUAACUCCUGGAGGUGUAAUGGACCUCUCAACCAUAUUAUUUAGGAAUCGUAUAAUCUUCAUCGGACAGCCAAUCACCUCACAGGUUGCUCAAAGAGUUAUAACUCAGCUUGUGACUCUGGCAACCAUUGAUGAGGAUUCUGAUAUUUUGCUGUAUUUGAACUGCCCUGGUGGAAGCACAUAUUCUGUGUUGGCUAUUUAUGAUUGCAUGUCUUGGAUAAAGCCGAAGGUUGGCACUGUCUGUUUUGGAGUAGCUGCAAGCCAAGGAGCACUUCUUCUUGCUGGUGGAGAAAAGGGGAUGCGCUAUGCUAUGCCAAAUGCACGUAUCAUGAUACAUCAACCGCAAAGUGGAUGUGGGGGUCAUGUGGAAGAUGUGAGGCGCCAAGUAAACGAAGCGGUUUUAUCUCGCCAUAAAAUUGACAGAAUGUAUGCUGCCUUUACAGGCCAACCUCUUGAGAAAGUGCAACAAUACACUGAGAGGGAUCGUUUCCUGUCUGUGGCUGAGUCUAUGGAGUUUGGCCUUAUUGAUGGCAUCCUGGAAACUGAAUACUGAAAGCGAAAUCGUAUGAGCUAAGUUUUUCAAUUCUAUUGGAAUUCGAUAGAGCAAUUUGUUGUCCGACUGAUCCCAUGAUAAAUCAAAAUUGUAAUCAUGUCCCAUGAGUGAUAUAUAAAAUUUCAAAUAUCGCUAUUUGAAGGUUUUGAUUUUGAUUUUGCAA
Molecule: messenger RNA, 1087 nt
Organism: Pistacia vera
Lineage: Eukaryota; Viridiplantae; Streptophyta; Magnoliopsida; Sapindales; Anacardiaceae
Product: ATP-dependent Clp protease proteolytic subunit 6, chloroplastic-like
Exons: 9
Coding region: 1-924 (307 amino acids)
Biological process (GO): protein quality control for misfolded or incompletely synthesized proteins
Cellular component (GO): endopeptidase Clp complex
Molecular function (GO): ATPase binding; serine-type endopeptidase activity; ATP-dependent peptidase activity
Source: RefSeq, a predicted model, not a curated record